AUGUACCAAGACAAUACGAAAAACCCAUGCGUCACGGCCAGCGCAGUAAAUGGCCAUUGCCAACAACGCACAUAUGCCCAAGUAUGCGGAACUCAUCCCAAGCAGCCCACCUGUAAACCCUCGGAUAACAAAGACCAAAACCUCAGCCCUCUCCAAAAGCACGUUCAGUUCUGGGAUCGCGACUCUGAUGGUGUCAUCUGGCCAUUGGACGUCUACAGCGGCUUCCGCGAACUCGGUUUCGGCCUCUUCUUCUCAAUAGGCUCUUUACUCAUCCCCAUUUUCUUUUCAUACCCCACGCGGCUGGGACAUAGUUGGAUUCCGGACCCCAUGUUCCGCAUCCAUGUCAAACACAUCAACAAGGCCAAGCAUGGUUCCGACACUGGAAUAUACGACUUUGACGGAAACUUCAACCACGAGCGGUUCGAGCAGCUGUUUGAUCGUUUUGACUCUUCGGGCGAAGGAUGUCUGACAGCUGAUGAUCUGCUAAGGUUAUGGAAGAAGGAUCGAUGUGCAGCUGAUCCGGCAGGCUGGACUUUUGCUUUCAUGGAGUGGUGGACGACCUACGUCCUGUUGCAAAAGGAUGGCCUUGUACAUAAAGACGACUUGAAAGCGUGUUAUGAUGGUAGUCUCUUUUGGAGGAUCAAGAAGGAGAAGGAGAGAGAAGACGGUACAAUGAAUAGGAGGAGCUUUGGCAUGAGGAGCUUUUUUGCCAACAUCGUCAAUUGUCCGUUCUAG
Messenger RNA from Fusarium venenatum, 735 nucleotides. Its product is annotated as putative calcium binding protein Caleosin. Gene Ontology annotation, molecular function: monooxygenase activity; calcium ion binding. Lineage: Eukaryota; Fungi; Ascomycota; Sordariomycetes; Hypocreales; Nectriaceae. The record is from RefSeq and is a predicted model, not a curated record.